AUGGAAUCACUAACUUCCAGUCGCAGAUCCUCCUCAUCCUGUCGCUCAUCGGCCCGGUACAGCACCUCCAGUUGCUUUCGGUCAGAGAGCUCACUGACCGGAUCAUGUGAUACCCUGGAUGCCCUUCUACAGCCUUUUCUUGACUCGCCCGAGUCUUCCAGUUUGUUUUGGGAAGAGGGCAAGGACCCGUUUGGCAGGCACAGCAGAUGCUCCUAUGGACACAGCACUCCAGUGGGUAGCGCUGUGCCGGGUGGCCAGAGCAGUGCUGGCGGUGGCAGUGUGCAAUGUGUAGGAGAUAGCUACCACGUGUCAGCGGACGUCAGCCAGUUUGAGCCACAUGAUGUUGUGGUGAUGGCGUAUAACCACCAUGUUGUCAUUCAUGCUGAGAAGGUCAUGGACGACGGGAGCAUCAGUGACACAUUUACCCAGAAGUCCCUGUGUCCCAAGGACAUGAACCCCCUUUCCGUGCGUGGGACCAUUGACCAUGAUGGCAUCUUGGUUGUGAGCGUCCACCGCAGCAACACUGCAGAGGACCAGGAGCCUCUGGCAGUCCUUACGAAAGAAACUCACCUUUGA
This is a messenger RNA of Dunckerocampus dactyliophorus (ringed pipefish), 576 nucleotides long. RefSeq names its product heat shock protein beta-7-like. Bases 1 to 576 code for a protein of 191 amino acids. The transcript has 3 exons. The record is from RefSeq and is a predicted model, not a curated record. Lineage: Eukaryota; Metazoa; Chordata; Actinopteri; Syngnathiformes; Syngnathidae.